Messenger RNA from Mercenaria mercenaria, 1521 nucleotides. RefSeq lists its product as uncharacterized. The transcript is spliced from 2 exons. NCBI's taxonomy places the organism in Eukaryota, Metazoa, Mollusca, Bivalvia, Venerida, Veneridae. The coding region runs from base 58 to 843 and encodes 261 amino acids. Gene Ontology annotation, molecular function: protein binding. The record is from RefSeq and is a predicted model, not a curated record.
CUCAGUUCAAUUUUAGUUCAAACACUUAACGUACAAUUGAGUUCAAAAAAGUUAAAAAUGUUUACGAAUGUUGUCACUUCAAGCUUCAUUGUUGCGGUAUUUAUUCACAUUUGCAUUUCAGAACCGCACUGUUCUAAAUUUCAUUACGAAGAGAAGCUUUUAGAAAAAAUGAUAAGACUUGAAAUUUCUGUGGAAGCAAUGAAAAAGGAAAUUGAAGAGUCUCGGAACCAAGUAACGACAACUCUUGGUAAUCUACAAACAGAAAGAAGCACAUGGGAGAAGACACUACUGACCAUGAAAGACACAAGCGUUACAGCAUUAGACACUGCCAUUCAAGAGACAAAAACACAAGUUCAAGACGAACUGAAGGUACUAGCAGCAGAGAAAGACAGAUGGAAUAAAGAACUAAAGGAGAGCGUGAAAAUACCAGAAGUCGUUAUAUUCUCUGCUAGAUAUCCAAAACAUAACACACCGACAAGCGGACAAACAAUGAUUUUCACAGAGAUCGUCUUAAAUAAAGGCGACGCUUACAACAAAGAGAAUGGUGUAUUUACCGCUCCUUAUACUGGCGUUUAUACCUUUACUGUACAAUUCUGUGUGUAUAAUGGAAGGCGUGUUGAUUUUGCCUUCAUGGCUAAUGACAAGCCAUUUCAAAUAUCACGGAUCCAAAAACACAGUACUAGUAGUUUUUCCUGCUACAGCUUUGAUGCCAUGACCAUUGUUAAUAAGAAUGAGAAUGUGAAAAUUAAGAUUAUAUCUAUCUCUGGUUCGGGAACCAUAUUGGUUGAGAACGCUAGGUAUCACUGGAACACAUUCUCUGGUCGUUUUGUUCAAGCGAUUUAGAAGAAAAUUGAUUUAACAGCAACAACAAGGUCAUUAAUGCAUUUAACAAUACAUGUAUAAUUUCCGCAUGUUUUACAAAGAAUAUGCAAAUCAUAUUUGAAAUAUUAUUCCUGACAUUUUUAAUUGAUUAAAGAUAUUUUUGCAGUUAUCAUGUUUAGUAGGAAGUUUCAAAAUGAUGAAAUAUUCUGUUGCAAAUUCCAACUUUCCAAAUAUCUUAAUAUGUUAAUAAUAUUUGGGGUUUAUCCUUGGUAUCACUUCUUAAACUAUUUUCUGGUACGAUUUACCGUCAGUAUGAACUGACAGAUUGGUUUCCUUAUACUUGUUAAUAAAGAAGUAUGGAAACUGCGCCUCAAAGACAAAGGUAGAUAUUAACCCUUACCCUGCUAUAUUUCUUAACUGGACUGCUCUAUCAUUUAAUUUGGGCAGUACUACUUAUUUUUCAGAGGAGUGUUCACUGGAAAUUUACUGACUGAAUGGCGAACAGUGCAGACCAUAAUCAGCCUGCACUGCUGACCUUGGUCUGCACUGACCGCAAAUGCAAAACCAUUUACCUUUUUAAUCGCUCACAAUACAAUUCUUUGUAAUAUGGCUGCCAUGUAAUUCCUGUUUUCAAUAAUUGUUUUCUCCAAUAUCUGUCAAUGGCUUGAGUACUUAUUAAAGCUUGGGUGGAAUUUGUCA